GAAUCGAAAUUCUCGACUGUGCUGCUUACCAAAGAUUAAAGGCAAUUGUGAGUGGUUGAUGAAGAUUUUUCUUUUAUCGUUUUUCUCUUCGAUACGUAGUAGUUUUUUUUUUUUGUAGAAUAUUAGUGACGUUUAAAUUGUUUCAAAAUGACAGACGAUAAAACGGAAUUCGAUUGGGGAAACGAAAAACUUCAACGUGCUCAAAAAACGGUAGACGAUUCGCCUUAUGAUUUGGAAGCAUGGAGCAUCCUUAUCCGUGAAGCACAGAACAGGCCUAUCACUGAAGUAAGACCAGUGUUUGAGAAGCUCGUUUCUGUGUUUCCUUCGGCUGGUCGUUAUUGGAAAAUUUAUAUCGAACAAGAGAUGAAAAUGCGCAACUUUGAAAAGGUGGAAAAGCUUUUCCAAAGGUGCCUCAUGAAAAUCUUAAAUAUUGAGUUGUGGAAACUUUACCUUUCUUAUGUCAAAGAAACAAAAGCCAGUCUAGCAACAUAUAAGGAAAAAAUGGCACAAGCAUAUGAUUUUGCAUUGGAUAAGAUUGGAAUGGAUAUACAUUCCUACAGUAUUUGGAAUGACUAUGUCAUGUUCUUAAAAAGCGUCGAGGCUGUUGGCUCGUAUGCCGAGAAUCAAAAAAUUAGCGCCGUUCGCAAGGUAUAUCAACGUGGUGUUGUCAAUCCUAUGAUAAACAUGGAACAAUUAUGGAAAGAUUACAUGGCAUUUGAGCAAAAUAUUAAUCCAAUAAUUGCAGAGAAAAUGGCAAUUGAGCGAAGUAGAGACUAUAUGAACGCAAGACGCGUCGCUAAAGAAUUGGAAGCUGUAACAAGAGGAUUAAAUCGAAGUGCUCCUAGUGUUCCACCAACUGGUCACCCAGAUGAAGUUAAACAGGUUGAAUUGUGGAAAAAGUACAUCGCGUGGGAACGUAGUAAUCCCUUAAGAACAGAAGAUACUUCUUUAGUUGCGCGGAGAGUGAUGUUUGCUAUCGAACAGUGUUUACUAUGCUUGGGUCACCAUCCUGCAGUAUGGCAUCAAGCUGCGCAUUUUCUAGAACUUAGUUCGAAAAUAUUAACGGAAAAGGGAGACGUGAACGCUGCGAAAAAUUUAAGCGAUGAAGCCGCUACCAUGUUUGAAAGGGCAACAAGCACAUUGUUAUCAAAGAAUAUGUUACUAUAUUUUGCACAUGCAGAUUUCGAAGAAGGAAGAGUAAAAUACGAGAAAGUUCAUCAAAUAUAUCAAAAGUUCCUUGAUAUACCCGACAUUGAUCCUACUUUAGCAUUCGUACAAUACAUGAAAUUUGCUAGACGCGCAGAAGGUAUAAAAUCUGCUAGAACAGUUUUUAAAAGAGCUAGGGAGGAUCCAAGAUGUAAACAUCACGUAUACGUGGCAGCUGCAUUAAUGGAAUAUUACUGUACCAAGGAUAAAAAUAUUGCAUUCCGGAUAUUUGAACUUGGUUUGAAGAAAUUCGGAGAUAACCCUGAUUAUAUACUUUGUUAUAUUGAUUACUUGUCACAUUUAAAUGAGGAUAAUAACACAAGAGUUUUGUUUGAAAGAGUUCUGUCCUCGGGUAGUUUAGAACCCGAAAAAUCAGUUGACAUUUGGAAUCGAUUUUUAGAAUUUGAAUCUAACAUCGGAGAUUUAGCCAGUAUUGUUAAAGUUGAAAAGCGACGGAGUGCUGUAUUAGAAAAGAUUAAAGAAUUUGAAGGCAAGGAAACUGCUCAGCUAGUAGAUAGAUAUAAAUUUUUGGACUUGUACCCAUGUACUCCUAUGGAGUUACGGUCUAUCGGGUAUAUGGAAGUAUCUAGCGUUACUAGAAAUACAGCUGGUGCGUUGCCACGAAUUCCUGAUCCAGAGGAAGCUAUUGCAUCUUUACCGAGGCCCGACUUAUCACAAAUGAUUCCUUAUAAACCGAAAGUAAAUCCACUACCGGGAGAGCACCCAGUACCAGGCGGUUCUUUCCCAUUACCACCAGCGGCGGCACAAUUAUGUACUAUGCUCCCCCCACCAGGUUGCUUCAGAGGACCAUUCGUGGCCGUCGACUUGCUCAUGGACGUUUUUAAUCGAAUUCAAUUACCUGACCAUGCUCCUUUACCGAUAGCAGAUAAUGGAUGCGACACAAAAUUGUUCGACCUCGCGAAAUCCGUGCAUUGGAUUGUCGAUGAAACCAAUGACGGAGUGAGUAUCGGAUCGAAACGUAGAAGAACGCGUCUAGGAGGCGACGACAGCGAAGAAGAAGACUUACCACCACCACCCGCAAAUGACAUAUACCGCCAAAGACAACAAAAACGAGUAAAGUGAACACAAAAUGACAUAAUUUGCAGAAACUACCCAUCAUCUCCAUGUAUUCUCGAGAAACUUGAUACAUGUUAUCACAUAUAUUUUUACAUUUUUCGUUUGUUCCGGAAGGAGGACGUUUUCCGACGGAACAAACCUAUUAUUAUUGAGAAACGUACGUUACGUAUAUAAGCGAUUACUAAAUUCCUUAUGUGACACUGCGCACGAUAUUUUGAGUACUAUGUACUCAGAAAUCCUAUCUUUACAUUGUUGGUUUCACCUUUGUUACGAUGUGUUCAUCAUUCACACGCGAAAUAUCGAAUCAUAAUCGAAACAAGGAUUAAAUUGAGAAUGUUCAAUAAAUAAAUUUAAUUGCAUCGUUACCGAUAUUGCUGUACACUAUAAAUUAAUGUAAGUAUAAGAUCGAAAUUUAAUUUUUACACCACCGCUUACGACGGUUAUAUCUAAUGUAUAAGUAUCCGGUUAGACUUACGAACCUGUUGCUGCAAAUAUUUACGAAUCACGGUUUGGCACACUUUUGUCAAAUUUGAAUGAUCAUGUAUUAUUGUGACUAAAUUGUAUAAUAUGAAUUGUAUUAUUUUGAUUAUUUUGUACGCGAUAUUAAUAAACGCAAUCUAUUAUUUUCGUUCGUAGAACGAUCUACACACACACACAGAGAAUCACAAAUAUUUUCCUCGUUCUGUUGUUUAUUUCAGUAUUUCUAUAUAUUUUUUAGCAAUAUGUAUAUAUAUUUCUUUGGAACCAAUUAAAUCAGUUGCACCCUUCGAUCAAUAUUUUUUGGAAUAUUCGAACGUCUUAUCGGUGAAAGACAUACUGAAAAUAACUUCAGAAAACUGUUUCAUCUCAAUGCAUUUUUCCAACGUGUUGUAUAUCUAUGUCGAUCUGUAUAAUUCGAUGUACAGGACCAA
Messenger RNA from Hylaeus anthracinus, 3194 nucleotides. RefSeq names its product protein suppressor of forked (gene su(f)). The record is from RefSeq and is a predicted model, not a curated record. Gene Ontology annotation, biological process: mRNA 3'-end processing. The transcript has 13 exons. The coding region runs from base 148 to 2289 and encodes 713 amino acids. Gene Ontology annotation, molecular function: protein binding; mRNA binding. Gene Ontology annotation, cellular component: nucleus. NCBI's taxonomy places the organism in Eukaryota, Metazoa, Arthropoda, Insecta, Hymenoptera, Colletidae.